Molecule: messenger RNA, 708 nt
Organism: Juglans microcarpa x Juglans regia
Lineage: Eukaryota; Viridiplantae; Streptophyta; Magnoliopsida; Fagales; Juglandaceae
Exons: 2
Coding region: 1-708 (235 amino acids)
Source: RefSeq, a predicted model, not a curated record
AUGCCUUUUGGGCUUAAGAAUGAAGGUGCCACCUACCAGCGGUUGGUCAAUCAUAUGUUCAAAAAUCAAAUAGGAAGGAACACGAAGGUCUAUGUGGACGACUUGUUGGUUAAGAAUGGGACUGUGAAACAACAUCUGAAUGAUUUAAGGGAGACUUUCACGGUACUACUACAGUACCAAGUGAAGUUGAACCCAACAAAAUGCGCUUUCGGUGUCAGAUCAAAAAAGUUCAUAGGAUUCAUGGUGUCUGAAUGCGGAAUCGAAGCCAACCUCGAGAAGGUGGGAGCCAUCCUCAACAUGGCCCCACCGACAAAUGCCUGUCUUUCUUCAAGGUCCUACAGAAAGCACAUGCAUGGGAUGGUAAUACAACGUUUGGACACCUCAGGCCGACUCAUGAAUUGGGCAGUGGAGUUGGGCGAAUUCGACAUUGACUAUGCACUGAGGAGCACUAUCAAAGGACAAGUGCUAGUGGACUUCGUUGUUGAGUUUACUAGUUUUCCGAAAAAGAGUGAUGAUGCACCUUCUGUGAAACUCUGGCAAGUAUUCAUUGAUGGCUCAUCUUGCCAGGCUGGAGAGCGAGUGAGAGUGCACAUCGUUACGUCGGAAGGAGAGGAGUACAAUUACACCAUUAAAUUGGCAUUCAAAACGAUGAACAACGAGGCAAAAUAUGAAGCAAUGUUUUCAGGGCUAAUGUGGCCAGGUCUCUAG